This is a messenger RNA of Suillus fuscotomentosus, 1377 nucleotides long. RefSeq lists its product as uncharacterized. The transcript is spliced from 7 exons. NCBI's taxonomy places the organism in Eukaryota, Fungi, Basidiomycota, Agaricomycetes, Boletales, Suillaceae. The record is from RefSeq and is a predicted model, not a curated record. Bases 1 to 1377 code for a protein of 458 amino acids.
AUGCCUAGCAGUCGUGGUCCCCAGCGAAAGAGUAAAGCCAAAGUCCCAAAACCACCGCGAGGCUCUGGCCUCAAUCCUUCGGGUGAACCAGCAAUCAAUCAGCUUUGCAUUCCUACUGAACAACCGCAGAUGUCGUAUUUUGCUUUUGAUGCGCAUGAGACCAUUCCCCAACAUGGGCACUACAGCGGCACACAGAGCACCGGCUUUGAUGAUCAAUCUACCUCCCAACAUGGGCACUCUUACAGCAGCACACAGAGUGUCGGUGAAGGUACAACAAUUCAGAUGUCUCUACAAGCCCAGCCAGAAAUGAAUCCCUACAUCGGCUUUGAUGAUCAGUCCACCUGGGACUUCUUUCAGAACCAACCAUCCUUAGAAGCACCCCCACAGGGCUCAUAUCCCGAACACUACUCGCAAGAUUUGUUCCAGGGUCCUACAGGUAGCGCGGCCAGCAUGAGCAUGUUGGAUACAACGCUCAUCCAACAAGGUGAGAUCCCUCAAACAGAUGUCAUGCAUACAGCAGGCCCGGCAAGACUCGCAAAGAGACGAGGCGGUCAACGGCUGAUGCCACCAACACCACGAAUGGCUCCCUACCCCACAACCCGCCCACAGACGACUGAAAGCUUGACGUCACAGAUUGCGAUGUCAUCAACACAUGCUGAUCCCACUCCCACUACUAUCAUAGUCCCUGAUCCCACCAUUGGCCAGACAAUGAAGGGCGUGAUGAAACUCGUCACACGCAAACUAUUUACCCUGAAUGUGAUGACCAUCGACAAAGCCCCAAAGAAAGCUAUGCUUACAAAGGUCAUUCAUGACUCGUUGCCGCAGUGUUUCGGUCCUAACACAACGAUCCAAAACUUCAUAACCAGCAAACAUCAGAGCAAGGUCGCAAACACGUUGUCAGUAACUUGCGGGAAGGUAGUCGAGUUUGCGCGUAUGGGCGCCUUCCACGCCUAUCAACUGUUUCCCCCGUUACACAGUACCACACCCCCUGUCAUCUAUCGUAAACGAGUGAUCGACAAGAUCACAUUGGAGGGCAACAGACUCAUGUUCAUGCACAUUUACACAUUCAACCAGGAUGGUAGGAUUGAAAUCAAGGCAAAAUUCCAACAUCCCUUCAUAAUGUCCAAUGUCAUUCGAUUCGUUUGGUUCGGCUUGCGCCAGCAAUUCCUCGGUGAGACAGAGGAAGAACAACUGGAAAGGUUGAAAUACAUCUGGGCACUCUCUGGCGGCGGUGCUGCUGUGGUCUGGUUUGGUCUGGUUCAGAGGCAGUUUGACAAGAACCGAGAACCGGACCAAGGUCCGGUUCUACCUUUCUCGACGAACCUUGGACCAAACCUUUGCAAACAGUUUGCAGCGGUCAGGUUUGGUUUUUUUUAG